AUGCGUUUGAAGAGUUUUAUGUAUAACACUGCUGAAGACUUGGAAAUUCUGAACUACUUCCGUGUUAAGCAUAGGAAAGUGAAGCAUAUUCAACCUAUUGAGUGUUUUUGGUACCCUCCAAAUAGAGAUGAACUUCUUUUGUGUUGUGAUGGUGCUGCGAAAUGGAAUCCGGGGAUUGCUGGGGCUGGAGUUGUAGCCCGAGAUCAUGACAGCAACUUCAUUGGUGCUAUGAGCAUUGGUCUAGGUUGCACAAAUAAUUUCUUGGCUGAGUUAUAUGGUGUGAUUAUGGGUUUGGAAUGGGCCCAAAAGUGGGAGAUUAGAAAGGUGUUGGUGCGCUCAGAUUCAAUUGGAGCUAUUAUGGCUUUCUCUCAUAAUAAUAUUCCAUGGUUUGCAAAGCAGCGUUGGAGAAGUAUUCAGGAGACUAUGACUCUAUUAGAUUUAUGCACACAUACCGUGAAGCAAAUUUUGCAGCAGACUCUAUGGCAAAAAGAGGAUGUUUACUUGGUAAUGGUGAAGGAUGAACUAUGA
Papaver somniferum (opium poppy) is the source of this 528-nucleotide messenger RNA. RefSeq lists its product as uncharacterized. The coding region runs from base 1 to 528 and encodes 175 amino acids. Lineage: Eukaryota; Viridiplantae; Streptophyta; Magnoliopsida; Ranunculales; Papaveraceae. The transcript has a single exon. The record is from RefSeq and is a predicted model, not a curated record. Gene Ontology annotation, molecular function: nucleic acid binding; RNA-DNA hybrid ribonuclease activity.